AGAAACCUUGCUGGGAGAUGGGCAAUUGCCUUCACUCCCUCCCUUUCUUGGGAACACGAUUUGUGGCUGGCCGAGAUGCCUGGGAUGAAGAGAACCAUGAGCAGUGAAUGUUUGCUGCCUUAUUACACUGCCCACAGUUACCGAUCCAUGGGCGUGUUCAACACCUCCAUGGGAAACCUACAACGACAGCUGUACAAGGGAGGAGAGUAUGAUAUUUUCAAGUAUGCACCAAUGUUUGAGAGCGACUUUAUCCAGAUUAGCAAAAGAGGAGAGGUGAUUGAUGUUCACAACCGCGUCCGAAUGGUGACUGUGUGCAUCGCAUCUACCAGCCCAGUCCUUCCACUGCCUGAUGUCAUGUUGCUGGCCCGACCAGCUAAAGUUUGUGAAGAACAUGCCAGACGAGCCCGAAUCAUCAAGGGGAAAGGUUGCAAGCCUUCAAAGACUUUAGAGCUCACCAGGCUGCUUCCUUUGAAGUUUGUCAAGAUCUCUGUUCAUGAUCACGAGAAACAACAGCUGCGCCUGAAGCUUGCCACAGGCCGAACUUUUUACCUGCAGCUGUGUCCCUCUUCUGAUGCACGAGAAGACCUCUUUUGUUAUUGGGAAAAGCUUGUCUAUCUCCUGAGGCCACCAAUGACCAAUUGCAUCAGUAACUCAACGCUUCCCACUGGUGAGACAAGCGUUGACACCAAAAGUACACUUGUCUCAGAGAUCCGUGGAGAAGGGGAUCAGAAUUCUAGGCCUCAAUCAUCUCCAACUCUGUCAGAAGCCACUUCUGCUGCAUUUGCAGGAGGAGAGAGGACACAACCGGCUGCUGCAGCUGCUGUUACUCCAGUAUCUGCCAAAGCAAGGGCGGCAGGGGUGGCAGGGGCAGCAGCAGGGACGGCAGGGGCAACAGCAGGGACGGCAGGGGCAACAACAGGGACGGCAGGGGCAACAGCAGGGACGGCAGGGGUAACAGCAGGGAUGGCAGGAGCAACAGCAGGGACAGCAGCAGAGACAGCAGGAACAGCAGCAGGGACAGCAGGGGCAGCAAGGGCAGCAGGUGGCCCCAUGGCUGCAGCAGUAACAGCCCCCUCGGCAGGUAUGACAAAAGCGGAGACAGCUACAAGUCCGACUUCAGGUGUCAUAAGCCUGGCAGCAGCAACAACCAAGCCUCCAGGUUCAGGCCAGGUAGCCGCAGCCAUGGUAGGAUCAGCUGCCAAAGAUCAAGUAGGAGGUGAAUCCAGCAAGGCCAUGGCACUUGUUGCAAACAUUACCUUAGAAAGUGUAGACGUGGCCUUGGCAGGAGCUGCCAAUUCUAUUUCGGAGUCCCCUCCUGCAGGGGGUGAUGCUAGUGGCUCCCCAGACACCGGCCUGAACGUAGCAUUUGCAGGCAGCAUCAAGACCAAGGGGCCUGCUGAAAAGAAACCUGAAGCUCCCCUCGUGUCAACCUUGCAGAGUGAAGGCUACAUGUGUGAAAGGGAUGGGAGCCAGAAGGUUUCCCAAACUAGCUCUGAAACAAAAAAGGAAAAGAGAGAGCGACGAGAAAAGGACAGAACGAGUAGCAGGAAAAGUUCCCACCACCGCAGGACAGGCACGAGUCGCCAUGGUUCCAAGGACAAGAGCCGGAAAGCACCUUCCUUCCGGUCUGUAUCUGGAAAAACGAGAGAGGACAAAGGGAAAGGGCAUGGCAGAUUAAGGGGCAAGAGACACAGCUCCUCUCACAAAAGUGAGUCCAGGACUGGUCACAAAACCAGGAAGAACCGAUCACCAGCUGGCAUGGGGUCUGUGAGUAAGAGAGCUACUAAGAUUACAUCAUUUUUCAGGAGUUUCCUAAUAAGGCCUACUCCAAAAGCAGGGGACACCUCAUGUGAUAGAGGAGGGGUAGACAUCGUGACGAAGUUGGUAGAGAAGAAGCAGGACAUAGAGGCUGUGAUGGAGAAAAGCAAGGAUUUAGAGUUCAAUGAUACCGUAAUCUCUGAGACAAUGGAGAAGAUCAUCCUUGAAACCAAAUCCAUUUAAAUAAGAUGCAGAGCAGAAAGCAGCCCCAGAGACCAGGGUUCAGAGGAGCAGCAGGGAGCCAAGUCCAGCUUGCUUCCAUAAAGGCACUUUCAAUAAUAAAGGUUA
Molecule: messenger RNA, 2106 nt
Organism: Mus caroli (Ryukyu mouse)
Lineage: Eukaryota; Metazoa; Chordata; Mammalia; Rodentia; Muridae
Gene: Garin3
Product: golgi associated RAB2 interactor family member 3
Cellular component (GO): nucleus
Source: RefSeq, a predicted model, not a curated record